AUGUCGGUCAGACCACCAACCUUCCGCGUACUAUGGCGCCAGUGCUUUGCACAACCAGCACGGCCGGGUCUUCACACAAACUCGAGCUCACCAUGGCGUUACUUCAAUUCGAGUGCGCCUCAUUCGGCCAAAGGAGUUUCCCGGACCGUUGACUCGCCGUGGAACGCCGCACAAAGAUCUGGGGGUAACAAAGACCCUCGCGCCCUAGCAAAACUGGAAGCAAAGGUUUUACACACAGGAGACAUGGUCUUGUUCAAGGCCCCUUCUCACCGCACAUAUAAGCUGACCGCGUACGGGUUGGCCGGGUUCUGUUUCGCUUAUUCGCUCUAUAAUUCGAACGAAGUCUUCCGAGAUCCUCUGGUUCCACGUCCUUACUGGCAGAAGGCUUUGUUCGGUGGUAUUUGUGUCGUGAUGAGUGUCAUGGGUACCGUCUUCAUUGCCCGGACAGGCUCUUUGGUCAAAGGCAUCAAAGCAAUCAAUGCCAAUGGCCAGAUGCGUGUGCGCUUCACCGUUUCGAGUAUGGUACCUUUCAAAAAGCCCUAUCAGCUUGAGGUGAAACCCGGUGAGAUUUUCUUCAAGCGCCAGAUCACUGUUUCCGCGGAAGCUGCUCAGCGGUUUGAGAUGGAAAAGGUGAGACUUGGCCGUGGGAUCCAAGAAGAAAUCAAGUUCUUCAAGUCCCCCGCGAAGAAGCUAAGCUACAUGGGCUGGCAGAUCUUCCAGUCCCUGCGCCAGGUCUUCACAAACGAAGACUUUAUUGUUGUGCAGGUUGCAGGUCGCAAGACUCAAUACCGUAUUGACUCCAACGGUUAUAUCUCGGAUGAGCUUUUGAACUUUGGCCGCAUCGUGAACAUGAAGAUGCCAUUGCAACGGUGA
Molecule: messenger RNA, 873 nt
Organism: Penicillium nucicola
Lineage: Eukaryota; Fungi; Ascomycota; Eurotiomycetes; Eurotiales; Aspergillaceae
Exons: 1
Coding region: 1-873 (290 amino acids)
Source: RefSeq, a predicted model, not a curated record